CUAACCUACUCGUACCCCUUCUUUUCUCUUUCACUCCCCCCAUCACGCCCUAGUACCAUAUUGUCAGCAACACAUCGCAAUUCGAACCCAAUCGAAUUUUUCCUUUCGUAAACUGUGCUGCUGCAACCUCAGCAGCUCAGCCCUGCGACCGCCAACAAAAACCGAAAUACCUCGCUUGUCGUUAUUCGCAGCACACAUAGGACGCACAGACACCCACCAUCAAACACGCGGCUGACGGUCAACCUUACGACCGACCGAACCUCUCUUUCCUCUUCCCCUAUCCUCCUUGUGAGUUCUGUUGUCGUGGAUCUUGGGUGGUCUUGAAAAAAAUCAUCUAGCCUCUGCAUACGAAGUUGGGUGGAUAUAUCGAGAUAGGACGACACGACUGGUACAGCGCACCCCUGUCCGCUUUCUCUGCUCAAAAUCCGAAUCCCUACGGUACCUCUGUGAACUUUCGCUUUGGUCGACUGUCGAUCCUCCUCUCCCCGAAAACUCCCAAAAUCCCGCUACCAAAGCGUCCAACUGACCUAUACCUCGAUACACCACCCCCCCUCAUCUUCUAUUUUGUACCCCCGGUGGCCAUCGUCUACAACCUGGUGUUUGAAAACCCCUCUACGACUGUAACGAAGUACUACCAACGUCCGUCAACAAAACAUCUCACAGUUCUCCCUCAACUCGGGAUUUUUGGUGUUCAACCCGGCCAGCUGCACGCCGCCUCGACACGGCCACAUUUCGUCCUUUGUAUUGACUGGGGGAAUAUUUAUUUAUUUGUUCGGAUAUCUGGCCCUUGUUCCGGUGGGGAAGUGAACUCUCAAGGCGUCGUUGUUGGGUAGCCUUCAAACUUGAGUUUCGCCCUUCUUCCGGCUGGACCGUGGUGUCAUCCUUGACAUAUUUUUCUUUUCUUUUCUUCUUUCAGUUUAUACACCUGCUACGACAAACUUCACGGCCUUAAAUACUAACUUUACUUAAUACUCUAACGACUUUCGAUCAGUUCGUGCGUCUUGCACCUGUAUUAUUCGACUUUUAUACCCGAAUACUGUUCUUAUAAUAUCUUCACAAUGGGUGCUUGUUUUUCGAGUGAGAGCGAUGAGGAUCGUGUCAGUGCCAGGAUUGACAAGGAGAUCGGGGAGGACUUAAGGAGGCUGAGGAGAGAAUGCAAGAUUUUAUUGCUUGGUUCUGGUGAGAGUGGAAAGUCAACGAUCGUGAAACAGAUGAAGAUUAUCCAUCAGAAUGGAUAUUCCGUUGAGGAGCUCGCGAUGUAUCGAUUAACAAUCUAUAAGAACUUGGUGGAUUGUGCGAAGGCACUCGUGGGGGCCCUGCGGCAGUUUGACAUAGAACCGGAUACUACUACCAAUAGGGAAUAUGCGGACUUUAUAAUGGCCUUCCAAGUUGACCCCGAUCCAAAUACACCUCUUGAUCCAAAACUUGCAUUGGCCGUCGUAUCAUUAUGGAAGGACCCUUGCAUUCCCAAAGUUAUGGCCCACCAAAACGAAUUCUAUCUUAUGGAUUCCGCACCUUACUUUUUUGAUGAGGCACCUAGGAUCGGCCAAGCUCAUUACAUACCAACGGAAUCAGAUGUUCUCCGAGCCCGAACAAAGACGACCGGUAUAUAUGAGACUCGAUUUUCAAUGGGGCAGCUUAGCAUUCACAUGUUUGAUGUUGGCGGCCAAAGAAGUGAACGGAAAAAGUGGAUUCAUUGUUUCGAGACGGUAACUUCAAUUAUCUUCUGCGUCGCCCUCAGUGAAUAUGAUCAAGUUUUAUUAGAAGAGUCAAAUCAAAACCGUAUGAUGGAGAGUCUUGUCCUUUUCGAUUCGGUCGUCAAUAGUCGCUGGUUUGUUCGAACAAGUAUUAUCUUGUUCCUCAACAAGGUCGAUUUGUUUAAAACGAAGCUCGCUCGAAGUCCUCUAUCGAAUUAUUUCCCGGACUAUUCAGGCGGGAAUGAUGUUACAAGGGCCGCCAAGUACCUAUUGUGGCGGUUUAACCAAGUCAACAGGGCUCAUCUAAACCUUUAUCCACAUCUCACACAAGCAACAGACACGUCGAAUAUCCGAUUGGUAUUUGCGGCGGUGAAGGAGACAAUAUUACAGAAUGCUCUCAAGGAGUCUGGCAUAUUAUGAUUAAAAUGAGUGGAUCCAUAUUUCUCUCAUUAAUUCUAACGAUCCUUUGUACAAAAACGUUUGCUUUAUUAGGUAUUGGAUUUUUAUUUUUUUCCCCUUUUGCUCGAUUUCGUUACCCUUCACUUCGAGUACGGGCGGUAUGCACUGGAUUGUGCAUUCUGAAAGAAAAAUGGUGAGAUAUUGUGUCACAUCUUGACUGGGAUUGUUAUUGGGAAUUGGCUACUGCUUAAUGGUGGCUCUGGUAUUGCUCCUUUUCCUUAUCUUUUUCUCUCUUUCGGUAUGGGUACAAAGCACGGGAGCAUUUUUGUGAAUUGGUUCGCGUGGUUUGUCAAGAAUCGGAGUUUCGGCGAGAGCUAUUGGCACUCGCAAUUGUGUAUAGUUUUCCUUCAUAGCGUUCAAACCCCCCCUGUCCCCAUUUAUUUCUCCUCUGUCAUCUGUCUUGACUUCGUUUUAAAGUAUAAGGGGAUAUGGGCGGAAAUAUGUAAUUGGAGUAGAGUUCAUCUCAUUCCCUUCUCUGCUGGUUUUACUUUUCCCGGUGCGGCAAUUCCGCGACCUUUUUUCCCUUGAUUUUUUUCCUUCCUUCACUUCACUUCACAUUUUUUAUUAUUUCAUAUUCAAAGGAGGGAUGGGUGGAUUUUCAUUCUUCCAAUGCUGGGAUUAGUUUUUACGGAAAAAUCCCGUUU
Tuber melanosporum (Perigord truffle) is the source of this 2800-nucleotide messenger RNA. RefSeq lists its product as uncharacterized. Gene Ontology annotation, biological process: adenylate cyclase-activating G protein-coupled receptor signaling pathway. Gene Ontology annotation, cellular component: heterotrimeric G-protein complex. Gene Ontology annotation, molecular function: GTP binding; GTPase activity; G-protein beta/gamma-subunit complex binding. The record is from RefSeq and is a predicted model, not a curated record. Bases 1059 to 2117 code for a protein of 352 amino acids. NCBI's taxonomy places the organism in Eukaryota, Fungi, Ascomycota, Pezizomycetes, Pezizales, Tuberaceae. The transcript is spliced from 8 exons.